UCGCCUCCGCCACCCAACCACGGCGGCCGCUUCGCGCUCAUGGCCGACUGCUACGCGCUCGAGAUGGACGACCUCCACCGGCGGUGGCUGCCGCCGGAGAUCCUCGACGACAUUGGCUUCGCCGACGCCGCGGCGUCGCCGGCGCCCGCCGCCAUCGAGGGCCUCGCGGCGCACCUCGCCGGCCUCCUCGGCAGCGGCCGCCGCAAGGCCCCGCCUCCGGCGUCCGCCGCCGCCGCAGCCCCCGCCUCGUACCACUACCACCACCACCACCUCCACCGCGCGACGGUUUGCGGGCUGGAGCGGCAGCAGGUCCUCGUGGCGUACGGCGGCGCUGCGGCGGCGGCGUCGGCGUGGCCGUUCCCGCCGUACUCGUCGCCGGCGGCGCAGUGGCAGGUCGCGGCCGGUCUCGUGAACGGCGGCGGCGCGCUGGACCACAGGCGGCGCCACGGCUCUCCCCCGGCGAAGCUGCGCCGCGGCGGCACCGGCGUGUUCCUGCCACGCGCCGAGAUGUACCACGCCAAGGCGCCGCCGCCGCCGCCGGCGGCGGCCACAAGGCCUUCGUCGAGAGAUGGGAAGGCGACCAAGGAUCGGCCCGUGGAGCCAGGACACGGCGAGGACCGGUCACCGGCGACCGAGACGGCCUCACCACCGGAGCCGACGACGAUGCAGCUGCGGCCGAGCGCCGCGGCGGUGGCGUUGCAGCACGCGUGCCCGGAGCUGGCGCUGCCUCAAGAAUGGACCUACUGACCAUCGACGAAGAUGAUGGGCGAAGAAGAACUAAAAUCAAUCAAAGGGGGUGCGUAGAUGGGAAAGAUGGAUAAAGGGAAAAAGGAAUAGGUUUUGUAGCUCAAUUAGCAAAGGAAUAAAAUGGUGUGAAGCAGCAGUUGUUGCUGCUGCUGCUGCAGCUGGUUGUAGUAGUAAGGGUAGUCUUUUACUGUAGUAUUAUUUAGUAGUGUACUGGUGGUUUAGCAAGUUAAACCGUUCUUAUUUGCAUCUUGUUGUGUUGUUAAUGUAGGCAGCAGCUCCAGGAAGAAUAAAGUGGUGACUUGUUAUAUCUUUACUUUAGCAUCGAGUUCGCUAAUUAUGGACUAAUUAGACUCAAUAA
Oryza brachyantha (malo sina) is the source of this 1105-nucleotide messenger RNA. RefSeq lists its product as uncharacterized. The record is from RefSeq and is a predicted model, not a curated record. The coding region runs from base 40 to 747 and encodes 235 amino acids. Lineage: Eukaryota; Viridiplantae; Streptophyta; Magnoliopsida; Poales; Poaceae. The transcript has 4 exons.